This is a messenger RNA of Xiphias gladius (swordfish), 2664 nucleotides long. It is a transcript of the gene hdac3, whose product is annotated as histone deacetylase 3. The transcript has 15 exons. The coding region runs from base 154 to 1440 and encodes 428 amino acids. The record is from RefSeq and is a predicted model, not a curated record. Gene Ontology annotation, molecular function: histone deacetylase activity. Lineage: Eukaryota; Metazoa; Chordata; Actinopteri; Istiophoriformes; Xiphiidae.
CUCUCCGCCGGUGCUGUCCCGGUCUGAUGACGCAGAGGUUCUUGGUGUUUACCAUGGCGGCUAUCUGCUAAUUGAAAGGAAAAUGCGUUUUUUUUAGCUGGAAUAGCAGUCACAUUUUUUCGAAAAGAAAAGCAAGAGCAUUUCUCUCGUAUAAUGACCAACAGAACAUCUUACUUUUAUGACCCGGACGUGGGCAACUUUCAUUACGGUGCUGGCCAUCCCAUGAAGCCUCACCGUUUGUCUCUGACACACAGCCUGGUAUUACACUAUGGACUCUACAAGAAAAUGAUGGUGUUCAAGCCAUACAAAGCAUCUCAGCAUGACAUGUGUCGGUUCCACUCCGAAGACUACAUAGACUUCCUGCAGAAGGUCAGCCCUAACAACAUGCAGGGCUUCACAAAGAGCCUCAACACAUUUAAUGUGGGCGACGACUGUCCUGUCUUUCCAGGUCUUUUCGAGUUCUGCUCGAGAUACACGGGGGCCUCUUUACAGGGAGCUACACAGCUCAACCACAAGAUCUGUGACAUUGCCAUUAACUGGGCCGGAGGUUUGCAUCACGCCAAAAAGUUUGAGGCGUCUGGGUUUUGCUACGUCAAUGACAUCGUCAUAAGUAUACUGGAGCUACUUAAAUAUCACCCUAGGGUACUGUACAUCGACAUAGACAUUCACCAUGGUGACGGCGUUCAGGAAGCUUUUUAUCUGACUGACCGGGUUAUGACUGUGUCCUUCCACAAAUAUGGGAACUACUUUUUUCCAGGAACAGGUGACAUGUAUGAGGUCGGGGCAGAGAGCGGCCGAUACUACUGUCUCAAUGUCCCGCUCAGAGACGGCAUUGAUGACCAGAGCUACAGGCAGCUGUUCCAGCCGGUUAUUAAACAGGUGGUGGAUUUCUACCAGCCCACCUGCAUCGUUCUACAGUGUGGAGCAGAUUCUCUGGGCUGUGACAGACUGGGCUGCUUCAACCUCAGUAUACGAGGACAUGGUGAGUGUGUUGAGUUUGUAAAGAGUUUUAAGAUUCCUCUGUUGGUCCUGGGAGGAGGAGGAUACACAGUGAGGAAUGUGGCUCGCUGCUGGACCUAUGAGACGUCUCUGUUAGUGGAUGAAUCCAUCAGCGAUGAGCUGCCUUACAAUGAAUAUUUUGAGUACUUUGCUCCAGACUUCACGCUGCAUCCUGAUGUCAGCACCAGGAUAGAAAACCAGAACUCCAGACAGUACUUGGAGCAGAUCCGUCAGACGGUGUUUGAGAACCUGAAGAUGUUGAACCACGCGCCCAGCGUCCAGAUCCACGACGUUCCCUCUGACAUGCUGAGCUACGAACGCAACGACGAGCCUGACCCUGAUGAGAGGGGGGCCGAGGAAAACUACACCAGACCAGAGGCAGCCAAUGAAUUCUACGAUGGUGACCACGACAACGACAAAGAGAGUGACGUAGAAAUUUGACCGAUGAGAAUGCGAGAAGUGGAGCUUUUCCUUGCAACCCUGAUGUUAGCACCAGAGUCACGCCGCAAUAUUCUCUCUUUUUGGGCUUUGAGUCAGUACGUCAAAUAUUGUAACAAUCCAAAUACUGAAACAUACAUGUAUAUACAGAAUCUCUUUUAUCUUUAUUCAUGUAAAAAGAUUACAGGGUAAGAUGCUCCUGCAUGUUCUCAAAACGUUUUCUUUCCUGUAUGAACAGUCAAAUAUGUAGAUUUUGAUAAUAGCAUUUUCUUUUACAUUUAUUUUCCUCUUGCAAUCUUUUUCAUGUUAUCUUAGCACUGAGAUUUAUUCAGCCUUUGACAGAGGAAAAUGUCAACUGCAACAAAUCUAAGGGCUUCAGUCAACUGAAUUUAAGUUGAAAGCAGCAACACGUUUGUCACAUGAGGUGUCACAAAGAACAAUUCUGAGCAGAACGUUCCGUCAACCCCUUGGAUUUUAAGAGCAGUGACAGAUCGGGAUGUCCACACGAAGAGCCACCGUUCUAACCAGGGGUCAGGGACAAGUCGUGAGGAGUUGUUGAUUUAUUCCAUCUUAGAAGACACACGCUACUGUGAAAAGCUGUUCAAGCGCGUGCCCGGAUACAUUAGUCAGACAUUAGCCAGUACAGAUGUUUAGAACCAUGCUUACAUAGUUUUUAGACAGAAUAUCAGUACAAAUGAUUCCAGUCGUCAUUUCACUUCAACUUUUCUUAUUUUACUGUAACUGACAGAAUGUGGUAUUUUUAAAAAAUUGAUUUCCAUUUUUUUAAUAACCAUAUUAUUCAUGUGCCUUACAGCUCUGAAAUGUCAAAGGGAACAUCUGUAAAUGAAGACACAGACUUCAAUCUGAUCCAAACAGAAACUACUCUUUUCAUUCCUUUCUCUGCUCAUUACUUUACAUACUGUAUAUAUAAAUGUAUGAACUGUGAGUGUGUUUAUAAUGUAGAAGAGCAAAACUGGUGACAAAGCUGGUAGUUGGGUAUUGAAACGUUUUGUACAGAAGCAGGUAUUUGAUUCCGUAAUGAGAUGUCAGAGUGCAGGUCCUUCACUGUGCGGCUUCGUUACAGAUGUGCAUUUGGGACAGUAGAACUGUUCGAAGCCACAGUAGGAACACUUUUCUACCAUCUACCACCUCUGGUCCUCUUUAAGUCAAAAACAGGUUUUAUGUGAUUUUUGAUAUUGUUGUUAGCAACUUUUGCUUUUAAUAAAA